Molecule: messenger RNA, 1811 nt
Organism: Mangifera indica (mango)
Lineage: Eukaryota; Viridiplantae; Streptophyta; Magnoliopsida; Sapindales; Anacardiaceae
Exons: 5
Coding region: 289-1632 (447 amino acids)
Source: RefSeq, a predicted model, not a curated record
UUUCACUUUCUUUCUCCUUUCAAUUAAAAAUAAAAGUAAAAUCCUAAUUUUCUUAAAUCCCGAAUCCCUAAUUCCUAUCACAGCCCACCAAUCAUCUAUCCUCCUCGCCACACUAGUCAUCUCUUCAGCCACCGAAACUGCCGUCUCUUCGUCGCCACAAGACGUAGCCAGUCACCUCCAAGCGACCGCCAGCGCCACAUCUUCUGCAGUCACCUCAGAUCAUCGCGUCAGGUUCUGUGGUGGUAAAUAGAAACUCUAGUUGAUUGCGUUUUGAAAUGUUUAUUAUAUAUGAUAAUGGAUGCUAAGGCCUUGGCAAAAUCAAAGAGAGCUCACUCUCAACACCACAAACAUAAAUCUCAUCCGAAUCAGAAAUCUAAAGCCCCAUCAGUCAGUUCUGAUAAUGCUGGAAGCACAACUAAGCCAACAGGAAAGCAGGUUGGGGAGAAAAACCCACAGGUCCAGCGUAUAUCUAGACUUCCUUCGAACUGGAAUCGGUAUGAAGAGGAUUUUGAUUUGGAUGGAGAAGAUCUCUCAGGUGAUAGCACUCGUGUUACCUCUGAUGUUGUUGUGCCAAAAAGCAAAGGGGCAGACUACACUUACCUCAUUGCAGAGGCUCAGUCACAAUCAUAUUGUUAUUCAGAUAGCUUUCCUUCUUUAGAAGAUGUUAUCCCUGGAGGCUUCAUCGAGGGAGUUGGCUCUAUGCUUUCGGUUAGGGGGGAGGGCAUUUUAUCAUGGAUUGGGGAGGAUAACUUCAUUGUGGAUGAUAAAAAAACUUCAGUUCAAGAGGCAUCGUUUCUCUCCUUAAAUUUGAAUGCUCUUGCAGAACAGCUAGCAAAAGUAGACCUGUCACAGAGGCUGUUUAUUGAAGCGGAUUUGCUGCCAUCAGAGCAGGGAGCACAGGGAUCAUUGAUGAGAAUCGAUGAUGAUCGUGGCCAGUUUCAAACAACUCUUGAAAGUGAAGCAGCUGCAGAUAUGUCUGAAGAUGUAGGUUUCAAUGAUUUAUCUGAGAAGGUUGAAGAUACAGAUACUGAAUUUACUUCAUUUAGUUCUCACACUUAUCACAAAGAUGCAACAUUUCAUAGUGGGGGCCCUGAAUUGGCCAAUCAAGUUAAAGAUGGUUUGGAUUCCAGUUAUUUUGAUAAAUCUAUGGAGAGCAGAGUAAUGGAGUCCACAGUAAAAUUUGAAGCAGCAGCUGCUGAAGCAGAACUAGAUAUGCUCCUUGAUUCAUGUAGUGAUGCCAAAUUUAUCGAUUCCUCAGGCUACAAACCCAAUCACAACUUCACUAAGUCCCAACAAGCAAGUUCCACGGUUCCACCACAAUCUUCAGGACAUCCAGUUACUGCCAGUUUUGAUGAUGUACUCGAUGAUUUAUUACAGGAAUCAUCAAAUUUGAUGAACCAGCCCCAGGAUGUGAAGGUUGUUCCUCGCGAUACUCAAUCUUCUUCUUACUCUGUUACAAAGUCUAAACCAUUGCAACUUUCGGGGAAUCCAGUAACGACCAGUUUUGAUGAUGUACUUGAUGAUUUAUUACAGGAAUCAUCAAAUGUUACUCAUGACACACAGUCUUCAUCUCACUCUGUUACAAAGUCUAAAGUGUUGGAUGAUUUUGAUUCAUGGUUAGAUACAAUUUGAACGGUGUUGUUUUCUGUUCAAAUCCUUCACUCAUGUACCAUAAUUGCCCCACUCAUGAGAUGACAACUUUUGACGGGCUUGUGUUUUUUCAUUUUAAUAGAUUAUGCGGAAACAUGGGACAGAUCGCCAAUCUUAUAAAGGUUGGUUAACUGAGAUACAAUAGAAAUUUGAUUCUUACA